GACACCCCCGGACCCCACCGCGACAUGUUCGACCCCACGGGACCCCCGGCCGCCGGCUACAGCGAGCACUGCUGCCUGCACCCACCCCACGGGCCAGCCCCCGCUGCUCCGGGACCACCAGGGUUUGAUUUCCCCGUGUGCCACCAGCCCGGGCACCGCGGGUAUGGGCUGGCGCCGGGAGCCGAACACCCUGCUGACGGAUCCCGCUUCUCCACGCCCCGCGGCGCAGGGAAGCUGGGGAAGAAGCGGGCGCUGUCCAUCUCGCCGCUGUCCGACUCCAGCAUCGACCUGCAGACCGUGAUCCGCACCUCUCCCAACUCCCUUGUGGCCUUCAUCAACUCCCGCUGUGCCUCCGCCGGCGGCUCCUACGGCCACCUGUCCAUCAGCACCAUCAGCCCGUCCCUGGGGUACCAGAGCCCGCCUGGGCAGCAGAAGGGCCAAGGACACCUGUACGCGCCUGGCCCGGCCUGCGGCAGCCACGAGCUGCCCCCGCGCCCGGGGCUGCUGCACCAGGCCCCCGCUCGUGGGGCCCUGAAACACUGCCAGCAGCUGAAGCUGGAGUGGAGCCUGAGCAGCCCCCUGAGCUCCAAAUUCCCCGAGGAGCGAUCCGAGGGUGACAUCUCCAGCCCGGCCUCCACGGGCACCCAGGACCCUUUGCUGGGCAUGCUGGACGUUCGGGAAGAGCUGGAGAAGGAGGACGGGAAAGCCGAGUGCGAGGCUGUGUAUGAGACCAACUGCUACUGGGACGGUUGUGCCAAGGAGUUCGACACGCAGGAGCAGCUGGUGCACCACAUCAACAAUGAGCACAUCCACGGGGAGAAGAAGGAGUUUGUGUGCCACUGGGCAGCGUGCUCCCGGGAGCAGAGGCCCUUCAAGGCUCAGUACAUGCUGGUGGUGCACAUGCGGCGUCACACGGGGGAGAAACCCCACAAGUGCACGUUCGAGGGCUGUAACAAGGCUUAUUCCCGCCUGGAGAACCUCAAGACGCACCUGCGCUCUCACACGGGUGAGAAACCCUACGUGUGCGAGCACGAGGGCUGCAACAAAGCCUUCUCCAACGCCUCCGACCGCGCCAAGCACCAGAACCGCACCCACUCCAACGAGAAGCCGUACGUGUGCAAGAUCCCCGGCUGCACCAAGCGCUACACGGACCCCAGCUCGCUGCGCAAGCACGUCAAGACCGUGCACGGCCCCGACGCCCACGUCACCAAGAAGCACCGAGGGGACGUGGGGCCGGGCCGGGCGCUGCCCACCCCCGGUGCCCCCCAGGACAUGAAGCAGGAGAAGGACGCGAAUGGCGCCGGCGAGGCUCGCAAGGACGAGGGGAAACUCCUGGUGCCUGAGCUGGCUUUGAAGCCGCAGCCCAGCCCGGGUGGGCAAUCCUCGUGCAGCAGCGACCACUCGCCCCUGGGCAGCACCACCAACAACGACAGCGGCGUGGAGAUGGCCGGAAACGCCGGCGGCAGCUACGAGGACCUGUCCACGCUGGAGGACGUGGUGCCCGGCGAGCCCAUGGGCACCUCGGGGCUCAUGGCCCUCCACAAGCUGGAAAACCUCCGCAUCGACAAGCUGAAGCAGCUGAGGAAACCUCCGGCUCCCAAGGGCUUCAACCUGCCCCCCAUCCCCGGAGCCGGCCUGCCCAGGGAGCUGCCCUCUCUCCCGGCGCCGCCGCCGCCGCCGGCCUCGCACCGGCGCAUCGCCCAGCUGUCGGCGGCCGAGCUGGGCCUGGCGGCGCCGGGCGAGCGCAGGAGCAGCGGCACCAGCACCGUCAGCUCCGCCUACACUGUCAGCCGCCGCUCGUCCCUGGUGUCCCCGUACCCGCCCGCGCCGUGCCCGGGCGGCGACGCCGGCGUGGCGCCCGGCGGCGCGCUCCCGACGGACGCCUACGAUCCCGUCUCUCCGGGCUCGGCGCGCGACGCCGGGGGGCUGCCGGGGUUGGGCAACCUCACCCCGGCUCAGCGCUACCGCCUCAAGGCCAAAUACGCCGCGGCCACGGGCGGCCCGCCGCCCACCCCGCUGCCCGGCGCCGAGCAGGUGGCGGCGGGUGGCUACGGCGGGCCUCGGCGCGUGGCCAACGGCCUGUUGAGAAGGCACAGCUCCAAUGACAACGCCGGUUAUCCCGGCGGCGUCCCGGCUCACCUGGCGCCCCGUCACGGCCUGCGACGGGCCAGCGACCCUGCCCGGACGGCGGCCAAGGCGCCGGCCGCGCCCAGGGUGCAGCGGUUUAAGAGCGUGGGGAACGUGAGCGCGCCGGGCGCGGGCAGGACGGCGCCGCAGCCCUCGGGGGGCUCCGAGGCCGACCUGCAGCGCCACGGCUUCUCCCCGCGGCCCCCCAGCAUCAGCGAGAACGUCUUCUUGGAGGGCAUGGGGGGUCCCGGCGCCGAGUCCGGCCUGCUGGAGAUGGAUCCGUACCUGAGCUACCCCGAGGAAAGCUUCCCUUGCCAGGGCGCCGGCGUGGAGCUCCAGGGUGGCAUCUACGGGGCUCACCGGACCGUGGUGGGCACGCACGGGGACGUGGAGGAGGGGCUGCUGCAGCCUGAGUUCUCCUUCCCUCAGUGCCAGAUGAGCCAGCGAUUCCCCAGUUUGCCCGCUGGCAGCGGGGCCGUGCCCGAGCCUUGGGAUGGACCCGGCCAUGGCGCGCUGGAGAUGAGCUCCAGGCAAAAUGCAGCUCCCUCCAUGCCCGGGCCACACUGUGCCCAUCAAAGCGUGGAGUACCCCCAUCCCAGCGCCUGCGGGCAGCAUCCCAAACUGGCCAGCUCGUGCCAGGACGGCGAAUUUUCCGGGGGGCACCGGUUCAACCGGCUGCAGAUCAAAUCCGAGCAGCGAUACCCGGCGCCGGCCCCGGCGCUCGCUCCCUGCCCCGGCGCCAAACUGGCGGCGUCCCCCGCUGCCUUCGGCCAUGCCAUGGAGCUGGGCCCCGGCGGGUACCCCCCCUCGGGACCGGCCCCCGGCGGGUACAUGGGCAUCGCCAGCCCGGGAGCCCGCAGAGCCCAGACCCCGACCCUGCAGACCAAAGAGGUGAUGGUCCGGAACUACGUGGAGGCGCAGCAGGCGCUGAUGUGGGGGGAGCAGCCCCCUUCCAAGGGCAACGCGGCCGGCCCGGGGCUGGGCGGCGAGCCCGGGCAGUGCCAGGCAGCGCCAACCCCGCCGUACCUCAGCCCCAGGUACUGCGCUUACCAACCCAACAAAGCCGAUCAUCUGCAGAGCCUGGCCGAGCCCCAGCACCUGCUGAGCCCCUCCUGCUUCAACCCCGAGAUGAUCCCGCACCCUCCAGGUGGCCCGAAACCACCGGGUCACCAAGGCGGCCUGAGCUACCCGGGCAGCCUGGCACAGCCAGGGCACGGCUACCAGGGCGUGGACGGCGCUGGCCGGCGCCCGCCGCGCUUGCCCCCGGCUCGCCUCGUCCCCGAAGGAGCCGGGAACCUCCCGCUGUACUACCCGGGCCAGAACCCCCACGGGCAGGCGGGCAGAGGCGGGCACAAGCUGCUGGGGCAGGGGGCAGCGAGCUGCGGGGGGCUCGGGCACUACGGCGCUGAGGGGCUCAAGGGCACCUCCUGUUACUACCUGGACUCCGGGGAGCAGGUGGCCAACAGCUUGGACUCACUGGACCUGGAGAACACGCACCUUGACUUCGCCGCCAUCGUGGAGGACGUGGAGACCCCCGCGGCGCUGCCCGGACCCCCCAGCCCGGCUGGGGGGCUCCUGCUGCCCUCGUCCGGGGGUGCCAACAUGGCAGUGGGGGACAUGAGCUCCAUGCUGAGCACGUUGGCGGGGGAGAGCCACUUCCUCAACUCGCUGUCCUAACCGGGGGGGGGGGGUCCCCGCCCUCAGGUGGCCUGUGGGGGGGGUCCCCAGGGUGUUGGGUAGAGGUGGGGGUCCUCCCACGCACAGCGGGGAAGCGGGGAACACCCCUGGAGCCCCCCCUUGUCCGGUGUCUGAGCGUUCGGGAGGGGUCCCAGACCCUCCAGGUGACCUCUGGCGUGGGGAACUGGUUUUACUGGGGCGCCUCGGGGCGUGUCCCCGCUGGGGACAAGGACCUUUGAACGCCGAAACCAAAGAGCCCCGGCCCCAUCCCAGUGCUCCCAGGACCCCCCCACCUCCAACACCCCGAAUCCCAGUCUGGCAGGACUGCAAGAGCCCCCAGCCCUGCUCCGGGGGGGUGCCUGUACAUAGUGUUCACACCUGUCUGUCCGUCUGUCCGUCCCCCGAAACCUCCCGCGUGUGCGGGCACCAGCGGUGCCACCCUGUCCUCAUUAAACCCUUGCUCAGGGGA
Hirundo rustica (Barn swallow) is the source of this 4273-nucleotide messenger RNA. RefSeq names its product GLI family zinc finger 1 (gene GLI1). The record is from RefSeq and is a predicted model, not a curated record. Gene Ontology annotation, cellular component: nucleus. The transcript has 11 exons. The coding region runs from base 25 to 3804 and encodes 1259 amino acids. Gene Ontology annotation, biological process: smoothened signaling pathway; regulation of transcription by RNA polymerase II. Lineage: Eukaryota; Metazoa; Chordata; Aves; Passeriformes; Hirundinidae. Gene Ontology annotation, molecular function: DNA-binding transcription factor activity, RNA polymerase II-specific; RNA polymerase II cis-regulatory region sequence-specific DNA binding.